Molecule: messenger RNA, 614 nt
Organism: Strongylus vulgaris
Lineage: Eukaryota; Metazoa; Nematoda; Chromadorea; Rhabditida; Strongylidae
Source: the annotation of a GenBank genome assembly
UUCAGCUCAAAAAACUAGUAUAUGUCUAUUUGGUGCGUUACGCGGAGGAACAACAGGACCUUGCAUUGUUGUCAAUAAGCACCUUUCAAAGGGCCUUGAAGGACCCGAAUCAACUGAUAAGAGCCAGUGCUCUUCGAGUGCUGUCCUCUAUCCGAGUCGGUAUGAUUGCUCCUAUAAUGCUUCUUGCUAUCAAGGAUUCUGUCAGAGACAUGAGUCCGUAUGUGAGAAAGGUCGCUGCCCAUGCUAUUCCCAAACUUUAUUCACUUGAGCCAGAUCUCGAAGUUGAAUUGGUAGAUUGUAUAGACUUUCUCCUUGCUGAUCGACGUAGCCUAGUUCUAGGCAGCGCUGUUUAUGCUUUUCAAGAGAUUUGUCCUAAUCGUCUCGAUUUACUUCAUAAGCAUUUCCGAGCCCUAUGUCGUGCUUUAGCUGAUGUUGAUGAAUGGGGCCAAUCUCGUAACUGCAGUGUUGUUAUGGCAGUCACACAGCUAUUCUACUAUAUAGCACCAAAGGCACAGCUUUCACAGGUAACCUGCUUUUGCGAGCUUCACCACAUAUGUCAUCACCAUCGUUUAGGUCGCUCGUGCAUUAGUGCGUCUCCUUCGAGGACCACGUGA